Melopsittacus undulatus (budgerigar) is the source of this 3912-nucleotide messenger RNA. Its product is annotated as heat shock factor protein 3-like. NCBI's taxonomy places the organism in Eukaryota, Metazoa, Chordata, Aves, Psittaciformes, Psittaculidae. Gene Ontology annotation, biological process: regulation of DNA-templated transcription. Gene Ontology annotation, molecular function: sequence-specific DNA binding; DNA-binding transcription factor activity. The transcript is spliced from 13 exons. Bases 1 to 1671 code for a protein of 556 amino acids. The record is from RefSeq and is a predicted model, not a curated record.
AUGCGGGAAGGGUUGGCGCUGCCUGGCGGCCCCGGCGCUGCCCCGGGCCCCGGCUUCGCUCCGGUACCCGGGUUCCUGGCCAAGCUCUGGGCGCUGGUAGAGGACCCGCAAAGCGACGACGUCAUCGGUUGGAGCAGGAAUGGUGAGAAUUUCUGCAUUCUGGAUGAGCAGAAGUUUGCCAAGGAGCUACUCCCCAAGUACUUCAAACACAACAAUAUCUCCAGCUUUAUACGACAACUUAACAUGUAUGGGUUCAGGAAGGUGAUUGCCCUGGAGAAUGGUAUGAUUACAGCAGAGAAAAGCUCAGUCAUUGAGUUCCAGCACCCUUUCUUCAAGCAAGGGAAGGCACAUUUGCUGGAAAACAUCAAGCGCAAGGUAUCUGCAGUAAGAACUGAGGAUCUCAAGGUCUGUGCAGAGGAUUUGCACAAAGUGCUUGCUGAAGUCCAAGAAAUGAGAGAGCAGCAGAACAACAUGGAUGUCAGACUGGCUAACAUGAAGAGAGAAAAUAAGGCCCUGUGGAGAGAAGUGGCAGUUCUAAGGCAGAAGCACAGUCAACAACAGAAGCUGCUGUCUAAGAUUCUUCAAUUUAUACUAAGUUUGAUGCAAGGAAAUUAUAUUGUUGGGGUCAAAAGAAAAAGGUCUCUAACAGAUGCUGCAGGUGCUUCACCUUCGAAAUACAGUCGUCAGUAUGUUCGCAUACCUGUUGAAAGUGGCCAAGCAAUGGCUUUUUCUGAACAUAGUGCAGAUGACGAGGAUGGAAAUGGUACAGGUCUCAUCAUUCGAGAUAUCACCGAUACUGUGGAAAAUGCCACCAGUGUUCUCCCUGCUGUGGCACACACAAGUGGCAGAGCCAGAGAGCCACAGGCCCCUGUGGAUCCUGGCUUACCUAUUUGUCAAGUAUCACAGCCAAAUGUGUUAAAUUGUGCAGAAUCUGUCCCACCAGUUCAUAUAAAUGAUGUCAACAAACUUGGUGAAAUAGGAAAUGUUGCUGUGGAACUCCAUACUGCACAACCUAAUACUCCAGAAGACCCCGUAUCAGUGAUUGACUCCAUCUUGAAUGAGAGUAACUCUGGAAACCAAAAUGAUCCUUUGCUGGACAGAGAAGAAAUUCAGGAUUUUCUUAAUUGCAUCGAUGCCAACCUUGAAGAGCUUCAGGCAAUGUUAUCUGGGAAGCAGUAUAACUUUGGUUCUGAAGCUUUCAAUGAUACACUUAAUCCUGAGCUGCCAGCCCUGGAUAUGAACUUGAUGGAAACUUCCUCUGGUAUGGAAAAUAUUGUAAACUUGGCAGAGAGCACUGAAGACCUGGGAUCAAGUGAGACAGAAACAGCAGGAAGCAAAGAUAUGCAGCUGAUACAGUACAGGGCCAAUCCUCUGCUUUCAUUAUUUGAAGAACUACCUUCAGGUGAAGCUGCAGGGAAGAUAGAUGACCCAAAAGACCUUCUACUGCCUCCACUGGAGGAGAAACCUGCUCUUCAUCCUCCAUCGGGUAGUGGAACUGUCUUGCCGCUAGCAGCUCCAGCAAGCCAAGCUGAGCAUCUGGAUGCUCUGGGAAUGGGUGACCCACCUCUCCUCUCAGAAGAUGGAAAUGGAGAGUAUAAACUGUUUCCACUCUUGCUCCUUAGUCCUGUUGCUAACUUCAUAGAAGAGGCCUCUGAAAUAGAAACUUCCUGAACUCACAUCGCACCUGUAACUGGCUUAGCAAUGAGAAAUAGAUAGCAAAGUGGAUCAGCAAGAAGUUUGACCUUUCUCCUCGCCUGCUUCCUGGGUGUCAUAUUCUAUAUGGACAAAUUAAAGUUCUCUUCAAGCAAAGAGCACAUCUAGAAAAACUGAAAACGAGGUCAAAGCAAGAGCUGGUGGGAGUGAAGGCACUGGGGGGGGGGGGGGAAGAGAAAAGCCUUCUUAUAAGCAUACCACAACAUAUUCCAUAACUUUUUAUCCAGUAUCUUUAUUGCAAGAGGAGAUUUGUUUGUAUCCUGUUUGUAAAAUUUGGCUGGUUUUUCUUUUUUUUUUUCUUUUUGGAAGGGGGGGAUGUGUUGGUUGGUUUUGUUUUAUUAGCUGAAUAGUAAUGUGUGUAAUAUUUUAAACAUGGGUUUUACUCUUCCUGAGAGCCUGUUUAUUUCUGUAUUUUUAAUUUUGUUUUCAAUUUGAGAUAUCUUUUUUUGAUAGUUUAUGGCUAUAGUUGUUUGCAUCUGCUUACAUCACUUCCGUACUCCUAGAUUUGCUCCUAGGUACAGGGAACAUUUUUCCUAUGGAAAAUUACAUUUUAACGGUGGAAUAUUACUUUUUAACAUGCUAGCACACAUCCAUUGCCACGGAUUGUAGGUAUUGUGGUAGGAAGUGCUCGCCACCCUGCAUAGCGUUGAUUUCUCAUGCACAUUGCAUGGCAGUUCUUCUAGGAUAGCUUGCGCCUAGCUCACAGGUCAUGUGUCCUCAGAAAUUUUGAGUAGAACUGAUUCAUGUCUAGUAAAGUCCAGCAGCUUCCCUUAAAUGGGGGAAUUAAAAACAAAAAAAGGAUUCAUGGGGUAACUUGCAUUGACAUAGGUCAUUCAUUACAUUAAGGUUUCUCUUCUGCUUGUGGUAACUGCUUGUUUACCUGACCCUACAUGAGCACUGGACUUUUUUUGCUUGUGGAACCUUUAAGCUAAAUUAACCAGCUGCAUUUGAGUCCUUGGACAGCAAAUUACAAAAACUAGUGUCUGCUUAAUCAAAAACAUCUUUCCCCAAAAUUCCUUUCUGCGCUGUGUUCCUAACUUCUUUGAGCAGCUGUAAUGCAGACAUCAGCCCCUAGUGUCAGUGAAGUAGAAAAUUUUUCACUGAUACCAGGUUUGUAGCAGUCUACCGCUAGCCCACGCAAACCUGAAAUUUGCUGUGGUGAUACCAAACUGAUGGGGCUAGAAGAGCCUGGAGACAGGUAAAAAACCUGUUGUAUAAUUUCAUGUGAUGUUUCCUACCAGCACAAUUACUUGAAAUUUAUUUCAGUUUUAGGAAUUCAGGCUACCUACAGGCUUUAUUCUCUCCAGAGUUUCUGAACUUGUAAGUUUUGAGUUCUUUUAUAUUCAAGAACCCAAUUUGAUAUUCUGAAGCCUAGUAGAUAAUGCAUGAUGUCUAUGCUGGGCUUAAUUGGAUUUGUGCUUCAUUGUCAAAUCUUUUGGUGCAGAGGAGGAUCUUGCUACUGAGUGUGUGUAUGUGUGUAAUGCUUUUACAGUGUCAUUUUAUUCUCAUGCUUCUGUAACUGUUCCUUACCUCAUGCCCUCUCACGUUUGUAUCUUUUAAAUUGCCUUUUGUCAAGUUCAUCUUAUUCUAGCCUUUUUCAGUCUUUCAUUUGCUUACUUCUUGAGACAAAGGGCUGAAUAGUUUCAAGUUUUCAUGAGCUAAAGGGAGAGAGGAAAUGGGUGAAAUGCAUUUCUGUCUUGGGUUCAGGUUUGCUUUUAUUGUUUUGGGGUUUUUAUUUCUUCCCAAAGGUCUCAUUUCUGCCAAGAGUUGAAGCAGUAAAAAGUAGGCUUUUCUUCUGUGCUGUUUUGACAGCACUGUGCAGACAACCACAUUCUUUGAGAGGCUGAUCUUCUGACUUCCUGAACAGGUUAGACUGAAAUGUAGUUCCUGUUAUGGAUUACUGUCAUGUUCUUCCAUCACAGAGUCCUCUGAUCUCAGUGUAUCUCACCAUCAGAUAUUUGAUCUGGUUGCAUAUAAGUUUUUUAAUGCACUUUGUCUCUUAAGAAACCAAAGCUUAAGAAAACUGCAAAUACAAACUUGUGUGUCUGUGUCUGGUUUAUGUAGUGGUCUAGGAAAAGUGUUUGUUUAUGCAAGUUUCCUAAAAAAAUAAAAAUAAAAAUAUGAUAAUGGAAAGGGGAAGGCUGAGUAGAAAGAAAAAUCCACAUCCUGAAAUAAUUAAAUGCAAGAAUUGCAAAACCA